Dioscorea cayenensis subsp. rotundata (Guinea yam) is the source of this 1698-nucleotide messenger RNA. Its product is annotated as ethylene-responsive transcription factor CRF1-like. Gene Ontology annotation, biological process: regulation of DNA-templated transcription. Lineage: Eukaryota; Viridiplantae; Streptophyta; Magnoliopsida; Dioscoreales; Dioscoreaceae. The transcript has a single exon. Gene Ontology annotation, molecular function: DNA binding; DNA-binding transcription factor activity. Bases 623 to 1609 code for a protein of 328 amino acids. The record is from RefSeq and is a predicted model, not a curated record.
AGCUCUCUGCCCUUCUCUCUCUCUCGCCCGCGCUUUGUCUCUCUCUCUCUCUCUCUCUAAAAAAACCUCUCUACUCUCUCUUUCUAAAACCCUUUGUCUAUACUAUUCCUUCUUCUCCUCACUCUUUCUGUGUCUGUGUUCAUACUUCAUAGUACUAGUCUCUUAUUCUUUUGUGUUUUUUGGUUCUCUGAGUAAAAGAACACUGAAAACAAAGAAGAAGGAACUUAAUUAAAACCUUGUUGUUAUUCUUCUUCUUUCUUUCUCUUUUUCCUUCCUUAAAGCUUAAAGCUUGUUGCUUUCCGAGAAAUUUCUCAGUUACUCUCUUGUUCUUCUAUAUUAUGCUGUUAGAUUCUCUUCUUUAAGGCUUCUCGCCGUGGCCUCCGUAUUUCUUUGGUCUUUACUGCUCCCUCUUCUCCAGCUUUCGUAGGAGAUUGCACACCUUUCCUCUUUAACUUUUUUUACCGGUUUUUUUUCUUCUUUUCUUUGUUUUUGCUCUUUAUUCCCCUGCAACAAUAUCCAGAGGAAUCAAUCCUUUUUAUUUUUUUUUAUUUUUGGGGAGAAAGAUUUAGUUUUUCCUGCAAAUGCGAAGCUUAAGGUGAGGAAAGAUUCAAUCUUUCAAGUCAUGGACUGUGAUUUCUUCAUGCCGUUGAAGCGCGCCGAUCAUGUCACUGUGGUCUCAAAGCCCUUGCCUUUCGGGAACUUGAAACCUGGAGCCAUACCGGCACUGACGGCGUGCCCGAGGACAGUGCGGAUCUCCUGCAACGACAACGACGCUACGGACUCAUCCAGCGACGAAGACGAUUGUCUGGAGAUCCUCCGCCGUGGCCGGAGAUACAUUCAUGAAAUCCGAUUCGAGGCGAGAGGGGCAGCGCCGGCGGUGACCAAGUCCACAAAAGGUAGUAAGAAGAAGAAGGUCGCGCCCACUCCAGCCACGGCACCGGCGUCUGGUGGCGCGACAAGGUUCCGGGGAGUGAGGCGGCGGCCAUGGGGCAAGUACGCGGCGGAGAUCCGUGACCCGUGGCGGCGGGUGCGAGUCUGGCUGGGAACCUUCAACACCGCCGAGGAGGCCGCUAUGGUCUACGACUCCGCCGCCAUCCAGCUCCGCGGCCCAGACGCCACAACCAACUUCUCCCGGCCACCGGCUCCGCCUCCGCCGGCUCGGGAGCCAGCCAACGUAACGUCAUCCUCCGGUGGGUACGAAUCCGGCGAUGAGUCUCACGUCCUCUCCUCUCCCACCUCCGUCCUCCGUAACUUCUCUUCAUCGUUGAACACUGAUCCCGAGAAACACCAGAGCGCGCAGCCGCCGACGUCCGAUUCGAUUCCCGACAAAGACGUUUGCGGUAGCGAUAGUGGUAAUGUUACCGCGACAGUGACGAUACCGGAGGACUUGGGCGAGUUCAUGCCUUUUGAGGACGUGCCGCUCUACAAUGACUUCCUCGGCUUCGGCGAGGUGGAGCCGAGGAUCUUCGAGGACUCGGCUCAGAUUGGCUUGUUCGCCGAUGGCUUGGACGAUGUAUUGCCUGACUUCGGCUCGUCGACGUGGCAGGUUGACGAUUACUUCCAGGAUAUUGGCGAUCUUUUCCCGAUCGAACCCCUUCCGGCGAUCUAAAGAGUUUUUGGCUUUGGUUUCUCCUGCGCCGGGCGCCGAUUAAUCGGCCGGUUUUGGAAACGGCGACGGAUGAGCGGCUCCCUCUGUUU